UGUUUAGACAGAAAGACAUCAAAUUUCCUCUCCUGUCAGAAGAGUCAGGCAUUGAGAGGCUCUAUUUGCUGUGGGAUGUAAUUAACUAUUAAGUCAGAGCCUGGUUUGUUGAACCUUCAGAAAGAAGGUUACCUUGGUGGGACAACAGCGAGAGGAUGGAGGCAUCUGAAGAUUCUCCAAUUUACAUCCAGAGGCUGUUGUGAACCCAAACACCACCACCAUGACGGUAAGCCAUCUCCUGCUGUGUGUCUACAUCCUCACCUUCAUACUGGGGUUCCCUGCCAACAUCCUGGCCUUCUGCACCUUCUGCGUCAAGAUGCGUCGCAAACCGACCCCCAUGGACGUCCUCCUGUUAAACCUCACCAUCUCCGACCUCAUCUUCCUCACCUUCCUGCCCCUGAAGAUUAAGGAGGCAGCAGACGAUAUGUGGUGGAACCUUCCUUCCGUCCUGUGCCCGGUCUCCAGCUUUUUCUUCUUCUCCUGCAUCUACACCAGCACGCUCUUCCUGACAGCGGUGGCUGUGGAGCGCUACCUGGCCGUGGCGUUCCCCAUCCAGUACAAGGUGUGGCGCAGGCCUCGCUACGCUGUGAUAGCGAGCGUCCUCUUCUGGCUGGUGUCCGGCGUCAACCUGAGCAUCACUUACCUUGUCCCCAUCAUGCAUACGGACAAUGGCACAAGCACAGUGGCGCCGGACGUCCAGAAACCCAGUAAAUGUUACGAGAACUUUGAAAACGACCAGCUGUCGAUUAUAGUGCCUGUGCGUUUGGAGCUCUUCCUGGCGCUCUUCCUCGUCCCUUUCCUCAUCUGCUGCUUCUGCUACAUUAAUUUAAUCCGCAUCCUGUCCCAGCUGCCCAGCAUUACCCGUGAGCGUCGUCUGAGGGCCGUGGGACUGGCAGUGGUCACCCUCCUGGUGUUUACCGUCUGCUUUGCGCCCUACAACAUCUCCCACGUGGUGGGCUAUGCGCGCGGUAAGAGUGAACAUUGGAGAGACCUGGCACUCAUCUCUACCACGCUCAAUGCUUGCUUGGACCCCAUGAUCUUCUACUUCUCCUCCUCUACGGUACGUAAGGCCAUCAGUUGCUGCCUGCAAGGUCUGAUGAAGAAACUGCACAUCGUCCGCUGCCCACGAGCUCAGUGCUGCCCCCCCAUGGCUGCUGCUAGACCUGACAUACCUGACAUAUACAUAGAGACAAACCCUCCCAACCCAAAUACCUGAAUAUGGACAGCAUUUACACUUUGACCACCCAUGACACACACACACACACACACAUGCACAUGCAUACACACACUGUUAUCUGCUACUGUACACAUAAGUUGUUGUUUUUGUUAUAGGUUAUUGUUUUUAGAAGGGACAUUUUAUACAUAAGUUGUUGUAUGAUUACUAAAAUGGGACUGUAAAUAACUAUGCAUCUGAGAACUUUCACACAUGCAUG
This is a messenger RNA of Alosa sapidissima (American shad), 1433 nucleotides long. RefSeq names its product free fatty acid receptor 2-like. Gene Ontology annotation, cellular component: plasma membrane. Gene Ontology annotation, biological process: G protein-coupled receptor signaling pathway; cellular response to fatty acid. The coding region runs from base 221 to 1216 and encodes 331 amino acids. The record is from RefSeq and is a predicted model, not a curated record. Lineage: Eukaryota; Metazoa; Chordata; Actinopteri; Clupeiformes; Clupeidae. The transcript has 2 exons. Gene Ontology annotation, molecular function: G protein-coupled receptor activity.